Molecule: messenger RNA, 1476 nt
Organism: Moneuplotes crassus
Lineage: Eukaryota; Ciliophora; Spirotrichea; Euplotida; Euplotidae
Source: the annotation of a GenBank genome assembly
AUUAUUAUUGCACUUUAAUACUUGUUAAAGAUGUUCAGCGUUAGAAGAGCUGCCAUUAGAAUGAGAGCAAUGCCAACAGAGAAUAUUUUGCACAUGAUUCCAUCUAGAACAUUUGCUAUCCAUAAGUUGAAGGGAAAGCUAGCGGAAAUUAUUCCAGAAGUUCAAGGAAGACUAAACACUCUUAAGAAGGAACAUGGGACUAAGAUCUUGCAGACUGUUAAUGUCAACCAAGUUAUCCAAGGAAUGAAAGGCAUUAAAGGAGUUAUUUACGAGACUUCUGAAAUCUACCCUACUGAAGGAGUAAAAUACAGAGGAUACAGCAUUGACGAAAUUGUGAAGAUGACUCCAUCCUUUGUCGAAGGAGGAUCCCCUGCACCAGAGGGUGUCCUUUGGUUAUUCUUAAGUGGAGAGUAUCCAACUAAAGAGGAGUUUGACGACUUCGUGCUUGACUUGAAGGAGAGAAGCUACAUCCCUGACGAGACUAUUGAAUUCAUUAGAUCAUUUCCUAAAAAUAUGAGUCCAAUGACCCAGUUCUCUAUGGGUAUGCUUGCUUGUCAGAAUAUGUCUACAUUUGCUCAAAACUGUGAGAAUGGAAUUGCAAAGGACAAGCACUGGGAAGCAAUUUAUGAUGAUUGUAUCAAUGUCGUUGCUAAAAGCUCAAAAGUUGCUGCACUAGUCUUUAACAAUCUCUACAAUGACAAUAAAGACCUUCCUGAUUUUAUGGACGAUAAGCUUGACUUUGGUGCAAAGUAUGCACACAUGCUUGGAUACGACAGUGAAGAUAUGUAUGAAUUGAUGAGACUUUACCUUGUUCUUCACAUGGAUCAUGGAGGAGGAAGCGCUGGUGCUCAUACCAAUAAAUUGGUAGGAUCUGUACUCUCCGAUCCAUAUCUUUCAUUUUCUGCCUCCCUCAGCACAAUUGCAGGACCUUUGCAUGGAUUAGGUAGUCAAAAUUGCUUAAAAUGGUACUUAGAAAUCGUGGAUAAGUACGGAGAGAAUUGGACCAAAGAUGACAUUGUUGAACACGUGCACUACACUUUAAAUAAUAAGAGGGUCGUCCCCGGAUAUGGGCAUUCUGUAGUCAGAAUGGCUGAUCCAAGAUUUAUCCAUCAGCUAAAAUUUGGUCUAACCCACUUCCCAAAUGAUAAUUUGAUCAAAUUGGUGAAUGCUUGCUACGAAGUGAUCCCAGAUCUAUUGCCAAAAAUCAAGUCGACAAUUUCAAGUCCAUAUCCAAAUCUUGUAGCUUGUUCUGGAGCACUUUUAAUGCACUUCGGUAUGGACCAACUCGACUACUACACUGUGCUGUUCGGCGUUUCAAGAUCAUUUGGAUAUAUGUCUUCUCUAUUAUGGGACAGAGCUCUUGGACUCCCAAUGGAAAGACCAGGAUCAUUCACAGUUAAAGGACUUCUAGAGACAGCGAAAACUAUUGAAUAGUUCAUCCAUAAAACCCAUGUUUCAAUCAAACCAAUAUCUAAA